Rhagoletis zephyria (snowberry fruit fly) is the source of this 940-nucleotide messenger RNA. RefSeq lists its product as uncharacterized. Gene Ontology annotation, cellular component: nucleus. The record is from RefSeq and is a predicted model, not a curated record. NCBI's taxonomy places the organism in Eukaryota, Metazoa, Arthropoda, Insecta, Diptera, Tephritidae. Gene Ontology annotation, molecular function: zinc ion binding.
AUGCAAGAGCCCAUUAUGUACUUGACAGCCUACGCAGCGUGCACUCAAUUGGAUGUGACAACAGGGGCAGACGGCAUGCCGGAAUACCUGUGUAAUAGUUGCAGUCGUGACCUGCAGGACGCUUAUGAGUUUCGUAAUAAAGCUAUACGAAGUUUUGAAAAGCUACUCAGUCAAAUUGCUCUACAAAAACAAGAGAAUGUAGCGAGAGCAGUAUCACCAUCCGAAUUCGAGUUGCCCGAUAAUCAUACAGCAGCGGCGUAUAUGCGUGCAGAUGCUGACAUAAUUGACGCAUGCAGUAUGGAAGUGGCGAAGCGUACAAAAGACCCGCUUGAAGAUUCUGAGAGUGAAAAUGAAUCAGAGAACAAACUCAAUGCGCCAGCAUCCAUUCACACGUUUUCGGAUAACGCUUAUGACACCGAGGAUGACAAACCACUUAAACAAUUGAUAAUUAAAAAGGAAUGUAACAUAUUCAACACUGACAAUGUGGAUGAAAAUAACAUAGUUUUUACGAAAACUGCCUCUGCGCCUCUGGGUAAUCAGCCAUUGUACGAUGAUGAUGAUGAGCUGAUAGGAGAUGAAAACAUUGACACUGAAAGAAUCACGGAUUCUAUGUUUUCACCAGAAGCGCACAUUUUUCCUAAAGGACGCUUCAAAUGCACGAUUUGUGAUCAAAAUUAUUUUACUUCGAUCGGACUAAAAGCCCAUAUGGAAGUGCAUCUUGCAAAGAGUGUUACAACAAAAAAGAAACGUACACGUAACAAAAAACGCAAGACUUCAAUAAAACCCGACUCAGAGGUUGAAGUUUCAACUGUAGACGCUAGCUGUGAUAAUUCGAACCCAUGCCAAUCCAUCAAUAGCAAAAGGUUAGAAAAACAAACGGAGCCUCAUAAAGACCAAAAUUAUAAAAGAAAGCGUAAACCGAAGGAGCCAAAACCUAAGC